Daldinia loculata is the source of this 701-nucleotide messenger RNA. Its product is annotated as mediator complex, subunit Med10. Gene Ontology annotation, biological process: positive regulation of transcription by RNA polymerase II. Gene Ontology annotation, cellular component: chromatin; mediator complex. Gene Ontology annotation, molecular function: transcription coregulator activity. The record is from RefSeq and is a predicted model, not a curated record. The transcript is spliced from 2 exons. NCBI's taxonomy places the organism in Eukaryota, Fungi, Ascomycota, Sordariomycetes, Xylariales, Hypoxylaceae. The coding region runs from base 156 to 656 and encodes 166 amino acids.
CCCUACCUAAGCUUCAUUCUCACCUCCAGCACCUCUAGCACCAUUUCGAUCUCUAGCUUCGCAUCUUUGCCAACGCCCGCAACCUUCGCAUACUAUACAACCAGAAGAUAUAAUAUCCCCUAUUUUAGAGCGUCUUCGAACAACACGCACACGCGAUGGCGCCAAUGACGCGCGUGGACCACGAUGCUCUCGAGCAACAACUUAAAGACACAAUCCAAACCCUCACCAACGUCCUAGUCCAAGUAACCAACUACGACAACGCCGCCGCCGCCGCCGGCCCCCCCUCCGGCACCGGCAACAACACCCCGUCCUCCUCCUCCCCCCCUCACAGCCGCCCGUCCCGGGACGUCAUCGCCAACGAGCUGCGCACCCUAAGCGCCAACCUGCAAUCCAUCCACUCGCGCGCCACCGACCCGCAUCUACCCUCGUUACCAAAGGUGCCCCCCGAGCUGGUCGAGUACGUCGAGAACGGCCGCAACCCCGACAUCUACACCCGCGAGUUCGUCGAGGCCGUGCGCCGCGGCAACCAGCUCAUGCGCGGCAAGCAGAGCGCCUUCGCGUCCUUUCGCAAUGUGCUUGCUGGCGAGAUGGAGCGCGCCAUGCCUGAGUUGAGGGACGAUGUGGCGAGGGUGCUGGUGAAUACUGCGAGGAGGUGAAGGGGGUGGGGUUUACGUAUUAGUAGUAGUAGUAGUAGUAGUAGC